Arvicanthis niloticus (Nile rat) is the source of this 6264-nucleotide messenger RNA. It is a transcript of the gene Tnks, whose product is annotated as tankyrase. NCBI's taxonomy places the organism in Eukaryota, Metazoa, Chordata, Mammalia, Rodentia, Muridae. Gene Ontology annotation, molecular function: protein binding; NAD+ poly-ADP-ribosyltransferase activity. The record is from RefSeq and is a predicted model, not a curated record.
UGGCGCCGUUGCCGCAGUGACAGUACGGGGGAGUGGGAAGAUGGCGGCGUCGCGUCGCUCUCAGCAUCAUCACCACCAUCAUCAGCAACAGCUCCAGCCUGCCCCGGGGGCUUCGGCUCCGCCACCGCCACCUCCCCCGCCGCUCAGCCCCGGCUUGACCCCAGGACCCACUCCUGCCUCGCCCACGGCCGGCGGCCUGGCGCCCUUCGCCUCCCCACGGCACGGCCUGGCACUGCCGGAGGGGGAUGGCAGCCGGGACCCGCCCGACAGGCCGCGAUCUCCCGACCCGGUGGACGGCGCCGUCUGCACGGUGGCUGCUACGGCCGCUGUCCCGGCAGCUUCCGCCGCCGUCGGGGUCGCUCCCAGCCCAGCUGGCGGCGGCGGUAACAACUCCGCGUCGUCCACUUCUUCCCCGACUUCGUCUUCGUCUUCCUCCCCGUCCUCCCCUGGCUCGAGCUUAGCGGAGAGUCCCGAGGCGGCCGGAGUUGGCUCCACAGCAACUUUGGGACCCGGGACGGCGGGCCUCGGCCAGGGGGUCCCGGCCGUGAGUGGGGCCCUGCGGGAGCUGCUGGAGGCCUGUCGAAAUGGGGACGUGUCCCGGGUGAAGAGGUUGGUGGACGCCGCGAACGUGAAUGCAAAGGACAUGGCUGGCCGAAAGUCUUCUCCCCUGCACUUCGCAGCAGGUUUUGGAAGGAAGGAUGUUGUAGAACACUUGCUGCAGAUGGGUGCUAAUGUCCAUGCCCGUGAUGAUGGGGGUCUCAUCCCACUUCAUAAUGCCUGCUCUUUCGGCCAUGCUGAGGUUGUGAGUCUGUUACUGUGUCAAGGAGCAGAUCCGAAUGCCAGAGAUAACUGGAACUAUACACCUCUGCAUGAAGCUGCCAUCAAAGGGAAAAUUGAUGUCUGUAUUGUGCUGCUGCAGCACGGAGCCGAUCCAAACAUCCGGAACACCGAUGGGAAAUCAGCUCUGGACCUGGCAGAUCCUUCAGCAAAAGCUGUCCUCACAGGUGAAUACAAAAAAGACGAACUCCUAGAAGCUGCUAGGAGUGGUAAUGAAGAAAAACUAAUGGCUUUACUGACUCCUCUAAAUGUGAAUUGCCAUGCAAGUGAUGGGCGAAAGUCCACUCCAUUACACCUGGCAGCAGGCUACAACAGAGUUCGGAUAGUUCAGCUGCUUCUACAGCAUGGUGCUGAUGUCCACGCGAAAGACAAAGGUGGACUUGUACCUCUUCAUAAUGCAUGCUCGUACGGACACUAUGAGGUCACAGAACUGCUGUUAAAGCAUGGGGCUUGUGUUAACGCUAUGGAUCUGUGGCAGUUCACACCACUGCAUGAAGCUGCUUCCAAGAACCGUGUAGAAGUCUGUUCUCUGUUACUUAGUCAUGGUGCCGAUCCAACCUUGGUCAAUUGCCAUGGCAAAAGUGCUGUCGAUAUGGCUCCAACUCCUGAGCUCCGGGAAAGACUGACAUAUGAGUUUAAAGGCCAUUCUUUACUACAAGCCGCCAGAGAAGCAGACCUGGCCAAAGUUAAAAAAACACUUGCUUUGGAAAUUAUUAACUUCAAGCAGCCACAGUCUCAUGAAACUGCAUUGCACUGUGCUGUGGCCUCCUUGCAUCCCAAACGAAAGCAGGUUGCAGAACUGUUACUUAGGAAGGGAGCCAAUGUCAAUGAAAAAAACAAGGAUUUCAUGACCCCUUUGCAUGUUGCAGCUGAAAGAGCUCAUAAUGACGUCAUGGAAGUUCUGCACAAGCAUGGAGCAAAGAUGAACGCACUGGACAGUCUUGGUCAGACUGCUUUGCAUAGAGCCGCCUUAGCUGGCCACCUGCAGACCUGCCGCCUCCUGCUGAGUUAUGGCUCCGAUCCUUCCAUCAUCUCCCUGCAAGGCUUCACAGCAGCGCAGAUGGGGAAUGAAGCGGUGCAGCAGAUUCUGAGCGAGAGUACGCCUAUACGCACUUCAGAUGUGGACUAUCGACUCUUAGAGGCAUCAAAAGCUGGUGACUUGGAAACUGUGAAGCAACUCUGCAGCCCACAGAAUGUGAACUGCAGAGAUCUGGAGGGCCGGCAUUCUACCCCCUUACACUUCGCUGCGGGCUAUAACCGUGUGUCUGUCGUUGAGUACCUUCUACAUCAUGGAGCUGAUGUCCAUGCCAAAGACAAAGGUGGCUUGGUUCCCCUUCAUAAUGCCUGCUCCUAUGGACACUACGAAGUAGCUGAGCUCCUGGUGAGGCACGGGGCUUCUGUCAAUGUGGCGGACUUGUGGAAAUUCACCCCUCUCCAUGAAGCGGCAGCCAAGGGAAAAUAUGAAAUCUGCAAACUCCUUCUGAAACAUGGAGCAGAUCCAACUAAGAAGAACAGAGAUGGAAAUACACCCCUAGAUCUGGUUAAAGAAGGAGACACAGAUAUUCAGGACCUACUGCGGGGGGAUGCUGCUCUGUUGGAUGCUGCCAAGAAGGGCUGCCUGGCCAGAGUGCAGAAGCUUUGUACUCCAGAGAACAUCAACUGCCGAGACACCCAGGGCAGAAAUUCAACUCCUCUCCACCUGGCAGCAGGCUACAAUAACCUGGAAGUAGCUGAGUACCUUCUAGAGCAUGGAGCUGAUGUUAACGCCCAGGACAAAGGAGGUUUAAUCCCACUUCACAAUGCAGCAUCUUAUGGGCAUGUUGAUAUAGCAGCGUUACUGAUAAAAUACAACACAUGUGUCAACGCAACGGAUAAGUGGGCCUUUACUCCCCUUCAUGAAGCUGCCCAGAAAGGACGGACACAGUUAUGUGCCCUGCUCCUCGCACAUGGUGCGGACCCAACCAUGAAGAACCAGGAAGGUCAGACACCUUUAGAUCUGGCAACGGCUGAUGACAUCCGGGCUUUGCUGAUAGAUGCCAUGCCCCCUGAGGCCUUACCUACCUGUUUUAAACCUCAGGCAACUGUAGUUAGUGCCUCUCUGAUCUCACCAGCAUCCACCCCCUCCUGCCUCUCUGCUGCCAGCAGCAUAGAUAACCUCACUGGCCCUUUAGCGGAGCUGGCUGUAGGAGGGGCCUCCAAUGCAGGGGAUGGUGCCGCGGGAGCAGAAAGGAAGGAAGGAGAAGUUGCGGGUCUUGACAUGAAUAUCAGCCAAUUCCUUAAAAGCCUUGGCCUUGAACACCUUCGGGAUAUCUUUGAAACAGAGCAGAUUACGCUAGAUGUACUGGCUGAUAUGGGUCAUGAAGAAUUGAAAGAAAUAGGCAUCAAUGCAUAUGGACACCGCCACAAGUUAAUCAAGGGUGUUGAAAGACUUUUAGGUGGACAACAAGGAACCAAUCCGUAUUUGACUUUUCACUGUGUGAACCAGGGAACUAUUUUGUUAGAUCUUGCUCCAGAAGAUAAAGAAUAUCAAUCAGUGGAAGAAGAGAUGCAGAGUACCAUUCGGGAGCACAGGGACGGUGGGAAUGCUGGCGGCAUCUUCAGCAGAUACAACGUCAUCCGGAUUCAGAAAGUUGUGAACAAGAAGCUGAGGGAGCGAUUCUGUCACAGACAAAAGGAGGUGUCUGAGGAGAACCACAACCAUCACAACGAGCGCAUGCUGUUCCACGGUUCUCCUUUCAUUAAUGCAAUUAUUCAUAAAGGGUUUGAUGAGCGACAUGCAUACAUUGGAGGGAUGUUUGGAGCUGGAAUUUACUUUGCCGAAAACUCCUCAAAAAGCAAUCAGUAUGUUUAUGGAAUUGGAGGAGGAACAGGCUGUCCCACACACAAAGACAGGUCAUGUUAUAUAUGCCACAGACAAAUGCUUUUCUGUAGAGUGACCCUUGGAAAGUCUUUUCUGCAAUUCAGCACCAUGAAAAUGGCUCACGCACCUCCAGGACAUCACUCGGUUAUCGGUAGGCCAAGUGUCAACGGACUGGCGUAUGCUGAAUAUGUCAUCUAUAGAGGGGAGCAGGCAUAUCCAGAAUAUCUCAUCACCUACCAGAUCAUGAAGCCCGAAGCCCCUUCACAGACCGCAACUGCAGCAGAGCAGAAGACCUAGUGAUUGCCCCUGGUAAAGGCCAGCAUGAUUGAAACCUGCAACUGGAUUACAGUGGAUUGCUUCCAACCAAAAAAAAAAAAAAAAUAUCAAUAUUCUCUAAAUCCCAACAGCCAAGAAAUAAGAUGUCUGUCUUUUAUAAAGCAUUGCUAGAGUGACGGUGCAGAGUGGGUCUCUAGCACACUCACCUGCCCUGGUCCCUUUGAGGAAAUGGCUACCAGGCGGCCUUGAACGGGUCUCUGGCCAUUUUUAUUGCAGUUACCCAUUUCUGAAGCAAGAUACUUUGCUCAAGAUGUAGAGAUGGGAAAAGAAUAUGCUGGCCUGCAAGGUCUUGGUUCAUACACUACAUUUUCUUGGUUGUGUUUGGCACAUGUAUAACAGACAAAUGUGAUGGGCUCAUUUUUUUAAUUUUGCCAAACAUAUUUGUUGACGCUUGUUGUUGUUGUUGUCGUCAUUGUUGUUGCUUUGAGAAUGAGCCAGAGUCUUCCUGGGAUAUUUUGCACAGUCACACUGACUAAAAUCAUGAGUGAUGCAGCCGAAGCUUCUGGCUGAACCAGACACUAUUCCCAUGUCCCUGUUGUUAGACUUGUAUCUCUGCUUCUUGUGAACAUAAAGGAAAAGCAGAAAUAUUUAGUUUCCUUUUAUAAACUGUACCAUCUUAAAAGGAAGGCCACAAACAUCUCUUUGACCUAAAAGUCAGAAUCUGCAGGGUUCUCAGGACCAUGCUACAGAUGUCAAAAGAGCACCAGGGAGUUUUAACGGAGGCAGUUAGAACGCCACUUCCCUGGUGGACUGGCUAAAGAGCUGGGAGGGAGGAGCCCAGGGCUGCCGCUGCAGCCAGCAGACCCAGGGAUGUCUCAACAAAUGCUUCACUCUCUGGACCACCAGAAUCGUCUCCCCUGGUGUUCCAAAGUCAGGGUCCCAACAUUUACUCUCCUCUCUCUUUAGUUUAGAAAGCCAGAAUUCAAGCCCUACGUAAUGAAUAUGCACAAAUGCAAGGAUGUUUUGUUUACUCCUGAUCUGGCCUUUAUUUUGAGUAGUAUGUGUCAAAUAGUUUAGAAAGAUCCUGUCUCUCAGUUUUUGAACCAUUUCUUCAAAGCUCCUAACAUAGUUAGACAAAAGUUGAAGCCAAAAGUAGUUUGACCUAUGUUUUUAGAUGCCACUGAUAGAGACACAUUGCUUCAUGAAAGUGCUGCAGGCGCUGCUUGUAAUGGCACUCGCCAAGUGCGUGACGCUGAGCAGAACCACGAUUUCCUUAUGUUCCCUGUGGGCCUUGACUGAGUACUGAGUUGAGCGCAGUGCUCUAUUUAGGUUCUACUCGGCUCUGAAGCAGAAGCCAUGUAAACAGAGGGAAACAAUGUGACAAGUUCACCAUUUCAAUUGGAAGGCUGAAAGCAAUUUUUUUCUAACUUUUUUUAAUGCAAGCAUAUUAAACUGUGACCAUCUUUGUUUCCCUGGUUCUUGAAAUACACAUUUCUCUCUUUUUAUUUAUUUCUGUUAGCUUGAGCCCAGUGCUAGGACUAGGCAUCCAGUCUAGUGUGAAUAUUACAGUUAUAUCUUGAAUGGGUUCCUCAAAAUGAAGUCAAGAAUUAGCCUCUGUUUUCACUUCUGUUGACGUUUCAGUCGCCUGAGCUGGGUGCUUGUGGUUUUGGCUGUGUGUUUAGUAGCAACUCGAGUACCAUGUAAAGCUUCAGAAUUUGAUGUUGGCUCAAAAGCUUUUCUUUUUUUCCUUUCUCUUAACAAAGAGUUGAGGAAAUUAGCAUCUGUGUAGUUUUAGUAGCUGUAAUGUGUAUGUUAUUUGGCCCAACCAGAAUUAGUUUAAAAUGCUAAACACAGUUGAGACUUUAAUUUAGUAUCGAGUUACUAUGGAAUAGUAAAACAAACGAAAACAUGAGCCUCUGACUGACAUAUCACCUCCAGCAACCAACUAGAUUAACCUGGGCCUUACCUUGAGGUCAUCUUGAUUCCCGAAAGCACCAGGGCUGUGUCCCUGUUCUAAGCUGAGUAGACACUGUGACAGGAAGCCUUCUGUAGUGCUAGUCCUCUCGUGGUGACUUACCUAUGACAAAAUGCACAUAAGUGAGCUGUUUAAAAAGAAUCAAUCCUGAAAAAAAGAAAAAAUAAAUGGUCUACAGAGCUAAUAGAUAUUUUCAGAACUUGAAAACCAAUGGUAUCAUGAGUGUAUUCAAGUUGGCAAAAAGGUGAUUGUUUAGGAUUUCCUUGUACAGCAACAUAAAAUAUAAAAGAGGCCUCUGGACUAGAAACGCUUGGCA